AUUGACGAACUGCAAUAAAAUUCUAAUGCAAUUGACGACUUUCCAUAAUUUAUAAAGCAUAUUCCUUAAGAGUUUAUAUUCCCUGUAAGAUAUAACACAGAUCUCUCAUAGUAGGUAAAUCCGAAAUCUAUCUCCCGUUGAAUUACACGUGAAAGUUGAAUAACUCCUUGCAGCCGGAAAAAAAAAUAAAAAUUUCUGCUUCUGUGACCGAAUCAGUUUUUCUCUAUCUCAAGGUGAAGCAUGUAUAAUCCUCCAUCGGAUGUAGCACGAAUCGCUGGAGAUCAAUGGAAGAAAAACGAGAUCAGGAUUAUCUGUCGAGUGACAUCGAAUAGGCAUGUUUUCGGCUGACGUCGUCCUGCCCGAAGCCACCGAGAUCAAAAGCGAGGGAAGAAAACUCUGAGUUCGUAGGUGCCUACGUUUCUCUUCACGCCUCGCUUUGAUUGGCCAACUUUGACCUGCUCCUUUUGUUUAGAAUGGGAGCUCCUCUUUGUUAUAUAAUGGGAUGUAUAUCAUUGCUGUUAAUUGUUUAAAUAGAAUAUUCUCACAAAAAAGGUAAAUUCUAAUCUGUUUAUCCCUCAAUUUAAAGUACAUUAAAAAUGAACGAAAAGAAAUUAAAAAGAAAAUAUCCAUGGAAGAUGUUGAUACCACUAUCUAAAUUUCACUUGAACUUGACGAACAUCUGACACAUACCUCUUUUUAACGCCCACGUUCACGCAGCUUCAAUCCAUAUAUUUUUUAUUGACAAAUUUGACAUAUGUGAUUUUUAUAAAUGUCAAAUUUUUUUAAUUCACGAAUUAGAAACUGCAAAAUUUGUACAGAAGUAUGGAUAUUUGUCCACCGAAUUCAGAGAAGCAUCCUCGCCGAAAAUCCAUUAUCGAGGCUAAAAAUAAAAUUCGUUUAGGUCACGAUGAGUGCUGCAACUGUUGCUGCUGUUGUACAUUUCAGCCUGCAUGUUACAAAUAUGUUCAACCAAAGAUUCCAAAGUCCUAUACUCCUAUUCGCUAUUAUUGGCGUUCUCAUGUACCAAUGGACGAUAACACAACUUACCGACUCUCAUAUUGGGAAGGACCUACGUCGUCAGUGGAUCCCUUUCGUCCUGAAGAUUCUUUGACUAUAGCAGAUAGUCCCAUGGCUGAUGAAACGACACAUAAAUUAAGCUUUCUAGGAAAUUGGUGCAUUCCGCCUGAAACUUCAAUAACUCCCUGUGAAAAGCAAUGGCUGGGUAGAGGUCCAAUGCAAGAUGUUACAACCCAAAAACAUGAUUACAUUUGGAAACACGGUGAAAGAACAGAAGCGUAUAAUGCGCGCCAGAAUUUAUAUUGUCCUGCUUCAACUAUGUCUGAUGACACAACUUAUAGACUUAGCUACUAUGGCUCCGCAUGUAAUAUUCCAAUGAAAUCAUAUUCACCAAUUAGAAGAUAUGUAAAAUCGGAUGUGCCUAUGGAUGGAUGCACAACCUACAGAUUAAGUUACUGGCCUAACGAGAUGCCAGCGAAGGAAGAGUGUCCAUGGACUAAACAAAAUGAAUACCAUCCUCCAAUACAACCUAUGGAUGUUUGUACGACUUAUAAAUUAAGUUAUUGGCCUAAUUGCCAAGAACCCCGAAAGCCAUUCAGUCUUCAGGAAAGUAACAAUAUAUUAAAUGCAAAUUGCUGCUUUGAUGAUAAUACUACUUACAAGCUUAGUUACUAUGGUUGUGGAAGUGAUAAACGUGAAACUAUAAGACAGACAGAAAACGUUAUAUUCUCUUCAUGUCCACUUUCAUAUGAUACAACACAUCGAUUGAGUUAUGUGGGCAAUUGGUGCGUAAAACCAGAAAAUUCAAUCACUCCUUGUGAGAAGCAAUGGCUGGGCAGUGGUCCGAUGCAAGAGAUCACCACGCAGAAACAUGAUUAUACUUGGAAACGUAUAAAUCCAGAACGUGGUUUCAAACUGCAAGAAAACUUAACAUUAUCAUCACGUCCGUUAGAAUGUAAGUUUUUAACUAGAGUACGAAAUUCAAAUUUUAACAACAUGCGCAAUGUACAUAAAGUAUUCAUUUCAUUUUUUUGGGGAAAAUUGACUUCUGAUAUAUUUUAUAUUAACAACGAAUAUUUUACUAUAAUCUGAUGAAAAGAGGCUUGACAAAAAAAUUGUUGUAUUAUUUUCAAAGUUCUGAACACACUUCUUUUGUGAUUUUUGAAGAAAUAUUUUUAGGUACUUGUCUUGCUACAAUAUCAUACAAAAGUAAAAUCCAAUGUAGAUAUGGAUAAGUUCCAAUGCUUUGCUUCAAAUGUCUUAUAAUAUAUUAGGUGGG
Messenger RNA from Cephus cinctus (wheat stem sawfly), 2296 nucleotides. RefSeq lists its product as uncharacterized. Gene Ontology annotation, molecular function: microtubule binding. The transcript is spliced from 10 exons. The record is from RefSeq and is a predicted model, not a curated record. Lineage: Eukaryota; Metazoa; Arthropoda; Insecta; Hymenoptera; Cephidae. The coding region runs from base 823 to 2109 and encodes 428 amino acids.